Messenger RNA from Perca flavescens (yellow perch), 2999 nucleotides. It is a transcript of the gene mios, whose product is annotated as missing oocyte, meiosis regulator, homolog (Drosophila). The record is from RefSeq and is a predicted model, not a curated record. Bases 199 to 2835 code for a protein of 878 amino acids. The transcript has 12 exons. Gene Ontology annotation, cellular component: cytoplasm. Gene Ontology annotation, molecular function: protein binding. Lineage: Eukaryota; Metazoa; Chordata; Actinopteri; Perciformes; Percidae. Gene Ontology annotation, biological process: positive regulation of TORC1 signaling; cellular response to amino acid starvation.
GAACCUUGAUUAUCUGACAUUCCGAACAUGACGGACAUGUUUUGGUGUAACACACAACAUUCACUGGGGCUUGAAGUGCCCCUGCCCGACAUGUGCAUGCCAAAUCGCAUUUCACCUGCUCGUUUAAACACUCUGAGUGUUUUUAAGUAAGUUAUAGAAGGCAGAAUUCCUUGAGAUUCUUCUAGCUGCUUCUAAAUCAUGAGUGGCUCCAAGCCAGACAUCCUGUGGUCUCCCCACCACCCGGACCGCUAUGUCAUCUGUGACUCUGAGCUGGGACUGUACCGUAUUGGACCUGUGGGCAGCUCAGAAACCAAGGCUGGCACUCUCCCUCUCUCUGAAGAAACUGCUGCUACUUUACUAGCCAUUAACUCUGACACCCCUUACAUGAAAUGUGUGGCCUGGUACCCAAAGCAUGAGCCUGAGUGUUUGCUCGCUGUUGGCCAGGCUAACGGCAGAGUGGUGCUCACCAGCCUGGGUCAGAGCCACAACUCCACGUGUAAAGAGCUGGUGGGGAAAGAGUUUGUGCCCAAGCAUGCCCGUCAAUGCAACACUUUAGCCUGGAACCCGGUGGACAGCAACUUGCUGGCUGCUGGGUUGGACAAGCACCGGGCAGACUUCUCUGUCCUCAUAUGGGACAUUAGCAGUAAGUUUUCUUCAGAGGCCAGUGUAGCGUCUGAGAAGAUUCGUCUCUCAUCUGUGGAUUUGGAUUCGAGCUCAGUAGUGACCAAACCAUUGUAUGAGUUAGGCCAGAACGAUGCUUGCCUGUCCCUCUGCUGGCUGCUUCGUGACCCAAAGUUGCUGUUGGCUGGCAUGCACCGGAACCUCGCAAUAUUUGACCUGAGAAACACAAGCCAGAAAACUUUUGUCAACACUAAGGCCAUCCAGGGGGUGACAGUCGAUCCACACUUCCCUGACCGUGUGGCCUCUUUCUUUGAGGGCCAGGUGGCCAUCUGGGAUCUGAGGAAGUUUGAGAAGCCCGUGCUCACGCUCACUGAGCAGCCUAAACCGCUCACUAAGGUUGCUUGGUGUCCAACCCGUAACGGUCUGCUGGCCACGCUGACACGUGACAGCAACAUCAUACGCUUGUACGACAUGCAACACACUCCUACACCCAUUGGUGAUGAGACGGAGCCCACCAUCAUCGAGCGAAGCGUGCAGCCCUGUGAAAGCCAGAUUGGCAGCUUUGCCUGGCACCCGUCUUCUCAGAAUCGCAUGGUGGUGGUGUCAGCAACCAACCGGGUCAUGACUGACUUCACCGUGUUCGAACGCAUCUCGCUGGCUUGGAGCUCCACCACCUCGCUCAUGUGGGCGUGCGGCAGACACCUGUACGACUGCGUGGAGGAUGGAGCUGAAGGAGUGGAGAGCGUGAUUGAGAAAGACAUCGCCACUAAGAUGAGGCAGAGGGCUCAGUCCAGGUACGGGCACGACACCGUCCAGGUGUGGAGGAACCACCUGCUGGCGGGAGGGAACGAUCCCCAGCUCAAGUCCUUGUGGUAUGAUCUGUUCUAUAUGAAGCAGUGUGCAGAGGAUAUGGAGCUGAAACUGCAGGGGAACAAACAGUCGGUGGUCUACUCUGGCAUCAAGAACAUUGUAAAGACCAGCUCAGGCACAAAAGAGAGCCGGAGAUGCUGGAGCGGUUCUGACCGCCAGACAGAUUUGCCGCGGUACGACAGCGAGGAACGCUGCCUUGCCCUGCGGCUCUGCGGCUGGCUGAGCCGGGGUCCCGACAUCGGCGUGGAGAUGUUCCUGCGAUCGCUGGAGCAGGAGCGUGAGUGGGAGCGGGCAGCCGCCGUGGCUCUGUUCAACCUGGACAUCCGCCGGGCCAUCCAGAUCCUAAACAAGGGAGCCACCGCUGAGAAGGGUGACCUGAACCUAAACGUGGUUGCCAUGGCUCUGUCAGGCUACACCGACGAGAAGUCCUCCCUGUGGAGGGAGAUGUGCAGCUCUCUGAGGCUGCAGCUGAAGAACCCCUACCUUUGCGUCAUGUUUGCCUUUCUCACCAGUGAGCCUGGAGCCUAUGAUGGCGUGCUGUAUGAGAGCAGUGUUGCUGUACGGGACAGAGUUGCCUUUGCCUGUAUGUUUCUCAGCGACGCACAGCUGCCUCGAUACAUGGACAAACUAACCAAUGAGAUGAAGGAGGCGGGCAACCUGGAGGGCAUCCUGCUGACGGGUUUGUCUAAAGAUGGCGUAGACCUCAUGGAGAGCCACGUGGACCGCACUGGCGAUGUCCAGACUGCCAGCUUCUGCAUGCUAAAGGGUUCCCCAGGUGAAGUGUUGAAAGACCCUCGAGUCCAAUGCUGGAUCGAAAACUACCGCAACCUGUUGGAUGCAUGGAGAUUCUGGCACAAACGGGCCGAGUUUGACAUCUAUAGAGGCAAAUUGGACCCCGGCUCCAAGCCACUGGCCCAGGUGUUUGUGAGCUGCAACUUCUGUGGCAAGUCCAUCUCCUACAGCUGCUCGGCGAUGCCCCACCAGGGCCGCGGCUUCAGCCAGUACGGUGUCAGCGGGUCACCCACCAAGUCUAAAGUCACGAGUUGCCCCGGCUGCAGGAAACCGCUGCCACGUUGUGCUCUCUGCCUCAUGAACAUGGGAACACCUGUUUCUAAUUGCCCAGGAACAGGGAAGUCAGAUGAGAAGGUCGACUUGACAAGGGAGAACAAACUCGCUCAAUUCAACAACUGGUUCACCUGGUGUCACAACUGUCGACACGGCGGCCAUGCUGGCCACAUGCUCAGCUGGUUCAGAGACCACACAGAGUGCCCAGUGUCUGCUUGCACGUGUAAAUGCAUGCAGCUGGACACCACAGGGAACCUGGUGCCUUCAGACAGCAGCUAAACAGGAUACGCUUGUCGAAAAGAGAAGCCCAACAUCAGCCCGAAGCCAACCAGUGCAGGUUCACUGCUGCACCUGCCACACCGACAACUGGGCAAGAGACAAAGGGUGCCAGCAGUGUUAAAUAGAAUGACAUACUGAUAAGUUAUAGUCUAGUGAAUGUAAUU